UAAAGCCAAGCAUUUCAUCUGUAAGAAGAGGAUUUAAAUUUCUAAAUGGAGCAAAUCCAAUUAGAAUUAAGAAAAUGCAUAUAUUAAACUCGAUGUCUCUGUUUGAUAUUAUUGCUGCAUUGAUCAAACCUUUCAUAAAGCCAAAAGUUUUCCAGAGGAUUCAACUUCAUCAUGGAAAUAUGGAUUAUGAAAAGUUUUACGAGAAUGAGAUUCCAAAAAGUCACUUACCAAAGGAGUAUGGAGGAACUUUAGGUACACUUGAUGAACUUCAAGCUGAAACUACAAAAAAAUUAAUGGACUUGAGAGAUUAUUUCAUAUUAGAGGAGAAGCAGAGAGAGUUGGAGUUUGAAGAUUACAUUCGGAAGCAUCCAAAAGAUGUGAAAUGUCAUGAUUAA
Messenger RNA from Chironomus riparius, 395 nucleotides. The record is from the annotation of a GenBank genome assembly. Lineage: Eukaryota; Metazoa; Arthropoda; Insecta; Diptera; Chironomidae.